ACGCGCGAGUUUGUGUCUGAGUGGCUGCUCUGUCACCGCUGGAUUAUUUAUUUACUUUCGCUGUUUUUCCGCCAUUCUUUGGGGAUCGCUCUUGCGAUGGCGGAGAAUCAGAUCGCCGGUGGUUCUCCCAAGCGUGUGUCGGUUAUUAAAACUACGCCGAUUAAACCCAAGCGCCUGGAUGUGAGCCCCACCAGCCCCGGCUUCAGUGAUUUUAUGGUGUAUCCGUGGCGAUGGGGUGAGAACGCCCACAAUGUCACUCUCAGCCCCGGCGCCCCGUUCAACGGUCCCGGCGCCAGGGAAGCCCAGUGCGGAGCAGCGGCAGCUCUGCACCGGGAGCUGGAUCACCUUUCACAGGACGGAACGAGACGAGGCCGACCAAGAGCGGAGUUAAUCCGCGAUCUGAUAAACGAGGGUGAACACUCCUCAAGCAGAAUCCGCUGUAACAUUUGUAACCGAGUGUUUCCUCGCGAGAAAUCCUUACAAGCUCACAAGAGAACACACACUGGUGAAAGACCUUAUUUAUGUGACUACCCAAAUUGUGGGAAAGCAUUUGUUCAGAGUGGACAACUAAAAACUCACCAGCGUCUUCACACUGGGGAAAAGCCAUUUGUUUGUUCUGAAACUGGCUGUGGAAGCAGAUUUACUCAUGCAAACCGUCAUUGUACCAAGCAUCCUUACGCACGUUUACGGAGAGAUGAGACGUCCAGCGGAGCAAAGAAAACGCAGGCUGCAGACAACACAGCUGUCGCAGAAUGGCUGGCAAAAUAUUGGGAAACCCGAGAACAGCGUACUCAUCCUGUGAAAAGCACUGGACAGAAGGCUGACCAGGAGCAGCAGGAUCCAUUGGAGUUCAUACAGUCUGAUGAAGAUGAAGAUGAGGAGAAAAAUGGAUCACAUGCUGCAGCAUGCCGACGUAUGCAGGAGCAACGGGAGCGACUGCAUGGUGCUCUGGCUCUCAUCGAGCUGGCGAACUUAACUGAAGCACAGUUGCGCCAGUAACUGCGAUGCUUACCUUUUAUGAAAUGGAACUGUCUGUGGACUAAGGUCCUACUAGUUCACCAGACAAGUUAUGCACCUUAUAUUUGCUUUUAAUAGGCUGCUAUUAUGUAGAAUUGAAGAUUAUGAAUGUUGUGGCCCUUGCUUAAAGGAGCACAAGUGUUAUGCACUUUUUGUCUGGAACAGGAUUAUGUAAAGUUUUAGUUUAGUAAAUAUUUCAAAGCUUUGAACGAAGGAUCAGAUUAUGUCAAGCAGGAAUUGAAUCUGCAGGUGCUGAAUUCUAGGUGUAGCAGGAGUAUUUGACUUGUGUUUUUCGUGCAAAAUUUGCACUCUUUGGAAUGUAAGAUGAGCAGUGCCUUUCAAGAUGAUAAAGAAAGAUAUCAGACUUCUGUUAAGCUUCAGUGUUCACUUUUCACUGGCAACAUUAUGGGCUUAGAAACAAAGAUAUAAUAAUUAAGUUAACAAAACAAAAUUUAUGAUGACAAUUUAACUGUUAUUUUUAUCUGGCACUAACUGCAUUGCAAGUAUAACUCAUUGUUCUUGUUUAAAGUUUAAAUUUCCAGCAUUUCAGCUGAGUCAUGGUCUAAAUCCUAUAAUUUUUUUAAUUAUUAAAGGCUGCUGCAUUCCAAGACUUCUUCAUUUCAUCAAAUCUUUACAACGCACUGAUGGUACAUGUAUCAAACUCUUCUACUUCAGAAUUGCUACUACAUUGGAAAUUUGGUGCUGUGAUUUCGAUUUGCCAAUUAUCCACAAUGAAUAAAUGCUCUCUACAAUUAGCAUUCUAGCAAGCAACUUCAGCUUAGUUGAAAUAAAUGAACCAAAUAAUACUAGAAUUGGAAAGGAGCACUUAAUUUAAUGGAACCUAUUUUAUAACAUGAAUGCAUAUCAAUCAGAGUUCCAAUAGCAUAAAUAUGCUUUGAUCCGUUUAGGUAAAAAUACCAUAAAAGGAUUCUUGGUAGUGUCACUACUCUGAGCCAAGAGGCUUGCGUUCAAAUCCCACCUGCCCGACAUGUAUAAUAAUAUCGCUAAGCAGGUUGAUUAGGAAAUAUCUAAAAAUACCAUGAAAAUACCUUUGAAGUUUAUUGCAUGGACUAAACGUUGACCAUAAUGUAAGAUGCAGCAUUAUCUGAAAGUACCACUGAACUAGAUUACUGUAUUCAACUUGUAAUAGUCUAAUUUUAAAUAAACUAGCUUGGAAUUUGAAAGAGCAAUUGGACUUGUUUGCAGCCAGUUGAAGCACUGAGAAAAAUAUUUUUGCCCUCCUUAAUGGUUGUUGGUAAAUAGCCACAGCUAAUCUAACUGGGCAUGAUUAUUUCGAAUAGAUGGUCAUGAGCACUUAAACCUACUUGCUGAAGUUUGGUUUCACUGAAGUGAACAAUGAACGCAUAGCACUUGGGCUUUUCCUUAUAGCACUAAAAGUAUAGAUGGCCAUGGAUUUCUGUUCCAGACAAAUAUUGACAAAUCGCACCUUUUGUUUGUUUAAAUGCAACUUGUAUUCCAUCGCGCAAUCCUGAGAGGCCUUGGUCUUGAUAUGGAGAAAAUGAUUUGAGUAAACUGGUGUCACUCAAAAAAUGCUGUGGAUUCUUGUACUUAAAUGCAUAUAGUGUGCAUUGCUGCCCAGGUACUACAAUCUUGUGUAAUAAGCCCUAGAAACAGUGAAAACGCUGAUUUUUAAACAACCUGCAUUAAUCCUAAUGUGAAAAAUGCAGGCUUGGAGGCCUACUAGAGAAAUGUGGUACUGAUUAAUUUUAAUUGUGUAAUGAAGUUUGAAUUGGGUGACCAUUGGUGAUGGAAGAAGUUUUGUUGAAUUUCCUGUUGGCAACACUAAAUUGUUUUGCUUUGUAUCAAUAGUUUUAUUAUAAUCAUAUUGCAGUUUUAUAGCUUGCCAUUAUUGCUUUGUUGCAGUGUCAAAUUUUUUAAAAAAUCCUCUUACGUGGCUGGACUACUUCGCUCUGUUUUCCAGUAAUCCAAUAUGUUCUGCUUUUUCUUUUACCAUUUAAAUAUAUACUUACUGCAUGAAGUUUUUAAUUCUAUAAGUUGACAAGCUUGAAAUGCAGUUUUGGUAUAGAAUUUAACAGCUGUCAUUACUGCAUCAACGUUACACGGUUGCAAUAAACAGCAUUAGCUAAAGCAACCAAGUUUGAAUAAUUUGGUCACUUUCCAAAAAAAAAAGGCAGACUAGCCUCAGUAUCAAACAGAAAAAAAUUUGUGGGAUUCUAAACCUAUCACAUCAGUUCAGUUUCUUUUCAAUACUUCCUUCAUCAGCUAACAAGGUUUUGUAAUUGAAACUUAUUUAUUUUAGGUUUGAUUCAAAUCAAACUGAUGACUGUUCAAUAUAUAUUUUGUUUCAAUGAAGAAGAUGGACUGCACUGGAGAUGUAUGAGCCUCUUGAGUUUUUGUUUUGUUUCAAACUAAAUGUCAUAGUAUGUUUGUAGGUGGUUUAGCUUGUGUUCAGUGACAACCCUUCAAUUAAAUAAAAUGAUCACAGUCAGGAGUAUAAGUUGUUAAUUUUACUUUUCUCUGCUACAAUAUGCAUCUAUCUGCUUGGUAAAGGUUUGCAAACUAACAAAGAAUAUUAAUAAUUUUUACAUCUAAAAAGAUUUGGACAAUAUUGUAGAAAUUGAAAGUUCAUACAACUCCAGUUUGUGGGAGGUAAUUGGAUGUUGAAAGGUUUUUGAACAGGAUGCCUGUUUUUCUCAGUUUUAUUUGUUAAGAGUUUGUGAAAUUCAAUUGCUCUGUCACCAAUACUAAUUUAAGAAGAUUUGCAAGUCAGACCAGAACUUGAGUGUGACUGACGGAGACAUUUGUCAUUUGGCCUUGAAAGGCUCAUGAUUACUGUUCAUUAUUUGUACAAUGAAGUUACAUUGCUGCACAUUAUAUUCUAAAAUUGAAUUUGUAUUCUUUUUUCUUUAAACUUGCUGUCUUUUGUCUUUGUAUCAUGUAUUGGUCUAUGCCGAAGGAAGAAAUGUGAAGUUGGUUUAUCUCCAGGCCUCUACAAAGUUUCUAUAAGUCUCAUUGGCCUCAAGUAAACCUUUCCUUCUCCGUUGGCUGAGAUCUGAUUUCAUCUUAGAGUUUGUCAGAAGUUACCUUCAAAUUUCACUAAUUAAAGAGCUAUGAUAAUAUUUCAAGCUAACUGUACUCGUGAGUCAUAGUUUGGUUGCAGAUGUAACCUGAUAGUGGAAUUUAGAAGGUGGAGGACUUUUGAGGCGUCUUUGAAUUGUUGACUUGUUGGGCCACUGCUGCUUUAAGGGUGAACUUUUCUGACUGCACUUAACCUUGUUUUGUUCCAUGUACCUAUUAUUGAUGUAAAAGAAUUAAAUAGUUCAUCAAAAAUCAAUAAGGAUCUACUAACUUAAAGGAAGAAUAGGAUGACAAAUGGCCUGUCUGGAGAAAGUCAAGGUCUAGUCUCUCUCUGGGGAAAUGCUGAUUCUGUUAGGAAUGACAAUGUUUUCAUAAGUGUCAUUUUUUGGUUGUUUAAUGCAUGUACUUUUUUGCACUGGAGUUGGAUACUCAGAUAAUAUUUCUUGGGUUUUAAUAUUUUUAGAAGGAAUCUGAUCAGUUGUAAGUUUUCUGGGGCUUUGUUUUAAUAAGGCUGCUUUAUGUACUUGGAUUCAAGUGCCAAAUUCACUUUUAUUUCCCUAAUUUUGCUGAGCAUUUUUUCCCUCUCAUUGUAUGAUUAUCAAAUUGUAAAAACCAAGACUGCCACCUGCUAGAAUCUGCCUUUGUUCAUUUAAAAAAACCUGGUAAAUCUACUGAAGUUUUAAAUUCAUUAUUAUUCAAUAAAUAUCAGUAGUGCUAAAA
This is a messenger RNA of Hemiscyllium ocellatum (epaulette shark), 4797 nucleotides long. RefSeq names its product zinc finger protein 367 (gene znf367). Gene Ontology annotation, cellular component: cell-cell junction. The transcript is spliced from 5 exons. The record is from RefSeq and is a predicted model, not a curated record. Gene Ontology annotation, biological process: homophilic cell-cell adhesion. The coding region runs from base 97 to 999 and encodes 300 amino acids. Lineage: Eukaryota; Metazoa; Chordata; Chondrichthyes; Orectolobiformes; Hemiscylliidae. Gene Ontology annotation, molecular function: ionotropic glutamate receptor binding.